Molecule: messenger RNA, 540 nt
Organism: Salvia hispanica
Lineage: Eukaryota; Viridiplantae; Streptophyta; Magnoliopsida; Lamiales; Lamiaceae
Source: RefSeq, a predicted model, not a curated record
UUUAGGAAAGUUUGGCAGGUGAUGGAUAUAUCAAUCUCCAUUAAUAAAGAGUGGAGAUCCAUACUGCUUACACUCUCAGUCUCAGUCACACACACACUUCCGCCUCUGCUUCGAAUUUCAGCUUCGUUUCCGAUCGCCAGCUCUGAAUUCGUCGGCUUCGUCUCCAUCUCCGUCUACGGAAUGAAUCCUCAAAACUCAGUUAUGGUGAUGGUGAUUAUGAUAAGUAGUUUGGUUGUAACGAGUGAUUGGACAAAAGUGGAUGUGAAAGAGUGCUACAAGAAUUGGCCUGAUGAUUGUAAAUUUGGGCUGUUGAAAGCGAUAUGCAGCGAUCCUACAUGGGGUGUUUGUUGUUCUUUCAUCAUUCAGAAGAAGAUUAGUGAGGAUUGCUACUUUGGAAUUGCUAAUGACUUACUAAACAAUUACCCUUGUCCAAACCCAGAUGAGGCUCGUAGUGUCGCUUUAAAUAUGUAUACCAAUUGUAUAGGCUAAUACACCUAUAAUUUAUUGCAAACGUCAUUUAAUAAUUGUAUUUUAUGGAUA